Cylas formicarius (sweet potato weevil) is the source of this 1148-nucleotide messenger RNA. It is a transcript of the gene wuho, whose product is annotated as tRNA (guanine-N(7)-)-methyltransferase non-catalytic subunit wuho. Gene Ontology annotation, biological process: RNA (guanine-N7)-methylation. The transcript has a single exon. Bases 64 to 1113 code for a protein of 349 amino acids. Gene Ontology annotation, cellular component: cytosol; nucleus; tRNA methyltransferase complex. Gene Ontology annotation, molecular function: protein binding; tRNA (guanine(46)-N7)-methyltransferase activity. NCBI's taxonomy places the organism in Eukaryota, Metazoa, Arthropoda, Insecta, Coleoptera, Brentidae. The record is from RefSeq and is a predicted model, not a curated record.
UCAUAGCUAAUAGAAGUAAAGAAGAAUUUAACUUUUUCGAAUGGGGCUUCCAAUUUGAGAGGCAUGACUUUCGUAAAACAAUUCGACAAGAAAUUGGUGAUUGCCAAUGACGACUGGUUACGAAUAUGCGGAACUGAGAACGUCGACCAGAUUCAUAUUCCUGCCAACGGGAAAGCCAGUACCGCUAUUGUAAGCAUCGAAUCUUCGAAAUCCGGAAACUACGUAGCCGUUGCGGUAGAAAAUAAACAGAUUUUCAUAAUCGACCGCUCUUUCAAAAUCUUCAAAACUUUUGCGACGAACAGGGCGCCCAGCAAAGUGUGUUUUAGUGCCACGGACGAUGUUAUUGUUGCAGACAGAACCGGGGACGUGUACCGCUACCCGUUAGGCCCGGGCGAACCGACUUUGCUUCUGGGUCACUUGAGCGUUAUUUUGGAUGUGGCCGUAAGCCCAUGCGGCAAUUACAUCAUAACUUGCGACAGGGAUGAAAAAAUUCGCGUAUCUUGCUACCCAAAUGCGUAUAAUAUCGUCACUUACUGCCUGGGACAUCGGCAGUUUGUGACUACAUUAAAAAUAAUCGAAAGUAAAAGGGUAUUGGUUUCCGCAUCUGGAGACGGUACUGUCAGAUUCUGGGACUACUUGAAAGGGGAACAGUUGAAUAAGAUUGACACGCGAAGCCUAACAGAUAACUGUGUAGUUCAAAAAUUUGUGGAGAGUGUCGGUAUCGAUUGUGUGGACGUCCAUACGGUUCCGAUUUCAAAUCUCGAUUUGUGCGAGCGCGCGGACGCCGUGUACGUGGCCUUGUCUUUGUAUAAAAUGAAUAAAAUUUUUGUGUAUACCCUCAGUGUUGAAGACUUGAUCUGCAAACCCUUAACAAGCUUCGAAUCGGGCAGUUCGAACUUUGGUUUUUGUUUUGACCAGUUGUUGCAUUCAGUUCACGGCAAAACGUGCAGUUUUCUAUUGCCAGAUCAACCGGCCCGCGAACUAAACCGUGACUUACUUUCGAACAUUGACGGUCUAUUUGUCUCCGAUGAUGCCAAAUUAUUGACGCUGUUUAAGAAAAAGUUUAAUAAUGUUGAGGAUUAUUACGAAAAAAAGAGACAAAGAAUGGUAUAAUAAAACUGGGAGCGAGUAAAAAUUAGUUUUAUUUG